Anarrhichthys ocellatus (wolf-eel) is the source of this 4577-nucleotide messenger RNA. It is a transcript of the gene asxl2, whose product is annotated as ASXL transcriptional regulator 2. Gene Ontology annotation, molecular function: DNA binding; chromatin binding; peroxisome proliferator activated receptor binding. Gene Ontology annotation, biological process: positive regulation of transcription by RNA polymerase II; animal organ morphogenesis. The coding region runs from base 637 to 4194 and encodes 1185 amino acids. Lineage: Eukaryota; Metazoa; Chordata; Actinopteri; Perciformes; Anarhichadidae. Gene Ontology annotation, cellular component: PR-DUB complex. The transcript has 12 exons. The record is from RefSeq and is a predicted model, not a curated record.
UCCUUCAAACAAAAAAAACCCAUAUGUGUGUGUUGCGUCCACACAGCGCUGAUGACAUGUUUGUCACGAUCUGAAGUCGAAGGAAGUAACCGUUAAGUAAUCACGUCAUGGGUAGCGCGCGGCUAGCCAGGUUAGCACGCUAGCUCCUGUGCUAACGUAGAGUUCGGCUAGCCAGGUUAGCACGCUAGCUCCUGCUAGCGUAGAGUUCGUCAACAAGUUUGUUUGAUAUCAGCUGCAAAUUAAAUGCAGUGUGACAUACACUAUUAUUAUUAAACGGAGUUCUCCAUAUGUUACAUUAACGCCCCGAUACAUCACCAAGUUAAUAUAUUGCAUGCCAACGGCAGGCGAUGUAUCAGAAUACAGUAAUGAAUGCUGCUAGCAUUAUAGCUAGCUGUCUAGCGUAGCAUGCUAAUGACUGCAAAAUAUCCAAACUCCACAACCACUAUUUCAUAAUUAAAGCUGAACGUUAUCGCUCGUGAAGACAUCCACUGUUCAGUUGUGCAGUAGCGUUAGCUCCACUGAGUUUUAGGCUAUUAUUAAUUGUUAGUAGUUUGCUCACAUAACGGAGCUAUAACUCUACAGAUAGUUAAUUGUAAUACCGUUAGUUUCUACACACCUAAGUCCUGUUUUGCUGAGAUGCUCAGCACGUUAACAGCAAUGCGGUGGAUACAUGAACCGUUACAAAGUCUGUACAAGGUUUUGGAGAAAUACCCUAAUAUGCCCAUGAGCCAUAAAGAGAUCUUGCAGGUGAUCCAAAGAGAAAGACUUAAAGAAAUAAGUGGAACCUCGCCGCUGGCAUGUCUGAACGCAAUGCUGCACACAAACUCUCGUGGAGAGGAGGGCAUCUUCUACAAAGUCCCAGGCCGAAUGGGUGUCUACACAUUAAAGAAGGACAUCUCCGAUGUGGCGAAGGACAUGUCCGAGGAGGGCUCUGAGGAGAGCAGUGACGAUCUGUCGGACUCCCAAAGCACAGAAAACAGCAGCAGUGCCCUCGCAGCAGGAGAGGGCACAAGAGGAAGGUGGAUGCGAAGAGUUCCCUCCAAGCUGCAGUCACAGCCGUCCUCUCCGCAGCCUCGAUGCUCGUCGCCUUCGGUCUCCACCAGUAAGCUCAUCUCUCCCUCGCAGAAACACAGCAAGAAAGCUUUGAAACAGGCCUUGAAGCAGCAGCUACAGAGAAACCAGCGCAGACAGGGGGGAAUGCCAACCACCUCCAGUCCUAGACUGCUUCUGAAAACCAUCAAAGAUAUGGCUGACAACAUCACUACAAAGACUGACUUAUGCCACCCGGUCGUCCCGAGGAAGGUUUCUCAGAGGUCCGGCCGCCUCGGUGCAGGGCAGCUGAAACGUACAAAGUGUAAAAUAGAUGUGGAAACGCCAGACUCCAUUUUGGUCAACACCAACUUAAGGGCGAUCAUCAACAAGCACACCUUCUCCGUCCUGCCUCCAGACUGCCAACAGAGGCUGCUCAAACUUCUCCCUGAAGUUGACCGGCAGGCCUGCAUGGACGGCCUUCUGAAGGUCACUAGCUCUGCCUUGAACAACGAGUUCUUCACGUCGGCGGCUCAGUCUUGGAAGGAGAGACUGGCUGAGGGGGAAUUCACUCCUGAGCUGCAGCUACGAAUGCGCCAAGAAAUAGAGAAGGAAAAGAGAGUUGAGCUGUGGAAGGAAGCCUUCUUUGAAAACUAUUAUGGGGAAAAUUCUGGGCUCAGCUUUGAGGAAUCCAAACAGCUGACGAAGGCUGAUGUGAAUCAGGAGUCCCCGCCUCAUCAGACGGGACCUGCCGCUCAAGCACCAGAGGAUCCCAAGGGCGGCGAGGACAGCAGCCAGAGCGAAGCUGCCGCUGCCGCAGUGAAAGACACCAAGCCCACAAAGGAGCCUCCGAAGGCACAGGCUGCUCAGAGAGAGCCAGUCUCCACCAAUGAGCCCAUGAAGACACGGCGAGCGCAGUACGCUGAGGACCGGAAGUUGAGUGCCGCAGCACAGCCGGGGCCGACACCUGCAGUGAAAACGCCAGAGGUGGAGAGGCCGGCCGAACGGGCCGCGGCAGGUGCUCUGCCUGACAAGGAGCGCAUGGAGGAAGUGAAGGAGGAGAAAAGUGAAGUCCCCCAGUCGCCUGUGAAGAAGAGCUGCCCACCACCGGCUAGUUCAGAGGUAAACGAGGUGCAGCCGGUGUCUGUGGUUAAGCCUGCUGAGGAGAGCAAAGAGGUCACCUCUGAGCCCAGUGGCCCCUCAGAGCCGCUGAAAAGGAAAUCUCUCGGUGAGAUUGGGGAAGAAUUGACACCAGAGAAAAGGCCCCGUAUGUCCUCAGUCUCCUCACUGUCCUCGGUCUCCUCUGUAUCUCCUCCAGCGACUUCCAUAUCUAGCCCUGCGACACCAACUUCAGCAACAAAUCAGAGGGUUCCACCGCUCACGAUCCCAGUGGCACGAAUUCUUCCCGUUCCUUUGUCCCCGAAUCAAGUCUCCCCGAGGACUCCCCUCCCGGCCCCGCUGAGCAGCCCAGGCCGUACCGGUGCUCGCACUUUGGCCGACAUCAAAGCUAAAGCUCAGCUUGCCCGAGCGCAGCGAGCAGCGGCUGCCGCGGUGUCAUCUGCAUCGAAGGGAGCGGUGCCGGGCCCGGGGCCGGGGGGAGGCGGCGGUGAGCGGACCCAGCCAUCGCCCAGCACCAACCCAACGUCCCCACAGGCAUCGACCAGCUUACCGGCCUCCAGCAGCAGCAGUCGGACCAAUACACCUCCGUCUCGCCCACUGGACUCUUUUGGCCAGCUAAGCCCAAACUGGUCUCAAACCUCUUACCCCAGCAAAACUGAUGAAGAAUGCAAAGGUCCUUCUGCUGGUUCUGUCAGUGCAGGACCCGAUAGCAUUCAUAUGCAGCACACUCCGUCACCCGUGCACGCUCUGAAGGAACAGGAGAACCCAUCGCUUGCUGGAUCAACCAAGACCAGCUCCUGUGUCCCUGCAAAUAACCCGCUGGUCACUCAGCUUCUGCAGGGAAGAGAGGUUCUGUUGGAGCAGAUCCUCCCGAAACCGCUUUCCAAAGUGGAAGUGAAGAUGUCAAACGUUCCCUGUGGUAGUAAGGGGAAGACGCCACACUCUGCUGAGCACAGGGCUGAUAAGCCGGUGUCCCACCAGUUCAGUACAGCAGGACGAGCAGGAGUGGAAUACACGAGACACCACAGGGAGCUUCCUGACAAGGAGACUCAGGAGCAGAUCCUGCUGGCUCUAAUGCAGAGGAAAGGCCAGCAGAGCCAGCCUUAUGGUGCUAUGGGACCUCAGCACAAAGUCCAUCAGCUGCUGCAUGCAGAAGAACGUCAGGACCAAUCCAGGAUUUCGGUAGGAUAUCUGGGUCGAAAGAGGAUGCCCAGGCCUGCCAUGACGGGGCAUUACCUGCUCAAUGUGUCCACAUACGGCCGGGGACCGGAGAGCAAGAGGCUGCAGCAGUCUGUCAUCCCCAACGUGUCUGUGUCCACUUUAAAAAGGGAAAGCACAGAAGAAGAGGAAGAGGAACCUGCCAGGAAAUGUUUCUUUCCUGCUUCCGGGGUUAAAACGGAGCAGCACGGAUUCUCGAUAACCAAGUCCGAUGAAGCAGCGAGCAUUCAGCAUUGCUCCAAUGUAAAGACUGAGCCCGGAUCAGAGGACAGUGCAGCCGGCGGCGACAACAACAACAGCACCAGCGCGACAGCCAAAGACACCAGCUCUUUUUCUCAGUCACACCGAAGGCACCUCGAACUCCGCAAUAGCAACCAAGGGAACUCCCAGCCAUAUCUCGCCCAAGUGGACCCCAUUCACCAGCGGCAGUCUGCCUUUCACACCCAGAGAAGGCUGGAUAAUCAGGAAGCGGUGGCAGCGUCGUGCUACGGUGGCACUAUCAGCAUGUCUGUACCUCACACUCUGAACCACAGCGCCACAGGCGUCGGCUCUUCCGCGGCCUCGUCCGAGGCGGGCGGCGGUGACGGCGUCAUGUCUUUCUCGGUGACCGUCACCACCAUACCGGCCGGUCACUCGUUAGACCACGGCGACCAGGGCGAGCCCUCGCCCGAGCAGUCGUUCAUCGAGGGCUCCAACAUGGAGGACGUGCAGUCCAAAUGCUACUGCAGACUGAAGGCGAUGAUCGUGUGCAAAGGGUGCGGAGCCUUUUGCCACGACGACUGCAUCGGCCCCUCGAAACUCUGCGUGUCCUGUUUAGUUGUGCGAUGAUAUGAAAGGAAUAACACUCGGAAGAGAAAUCCUGGUUUGAUUUGUAUUGAAGCGAGACACGAAGCAGGAGCGGGUCAUUCCGAAUCGAUCGCUGCUGCGGUGAAGCGCAUUAGCCACACUCACAGAUAAAACAACCAGCAUGUGGCCGCUGUGGGGAAGGAUUUACACUGGAUGCUCUUUUGUUUCACCAACAUCGAUUUCAAAAAAAGUUGUUUCGUGCAAUUUUUGGAUAGAAAUGUCAAUCAGUUCUCAAUCAAAUGAGUAGUCUGUCAGACGUGUGACCAAUAUAAAGUCAACGUUUGCACUCGGCUAGGAUUAGUGUGAUAUAUUUUUUUAAAUAAAUAUAUCUGUAUAUAUAUAUAUAUAUAUAUAGAUAUAUAUAU